Molecule: messenger RNA, 2532 nt
Organism: Biomphalaria glabrata
Lineage: Eukaryota; Metazoa; Mollusca; Gastropoda; Planorbidae
Product: cytochrome P450 3A24-like
Exons: 7
Coding region: 137-1699 (520 amino acids)
Molecular function (GO): oxidoreductase activity, acting on paired donors, with incorporation or reduction of molecular oxygen; monooxygenase activity; heme binding
Source: RefSeq, a predicted model, not a curated record
ACUCUGAUGUACUUACGACAACGUGCUAACACAUUCAAUCCAUGGUAGGCCUAGUGUGAAGUGUUUCUUAGAACUUUCAUACAAGUCACCGCGACAUUAAGGCUGUAAAAGAUACAAAUACACAAAUCUGUUUGGAAUGGAAACUAGAAGUGGCAGUAGUCUGACCUAUUACUUGUCUGCGUCAGUCGUUGGACUAGUUGUAUACUACUUGUACAAACAGGUGUGGACAAAAGACAAUUGGAAGUUGUAUGGCGUCAAGCAGGUCAGUCUGACCAGGAUAAUGAUACAUGACUUUAAACAAUCUAUUAAUAAACUUAUCAAUGAAGAAGGUGAUACAGUGGGGUUUCACAUGAGUGAGAUGUUAUUACUGACACGUGACCUGAACAUCCUCAAACAAGUGAUGGUCAAAGACUUCAACAAUUUCGUUGACCGUGCUGCGAUCAUAGCCUCUAACUCUCCAGUGGAGAAAGGUGUCUUCUUUCUGGGUGGACAAGACUGGAAGCGAGUACGUCACGUGAUCACGCCUUCUUUUAGCACUGGGAAGUUGAAGCGUGUUACAGACUUAAUCAACGAGUCUGGUGUCAAACUGGCCAAUCUGCUGGACAGUUACGCCCAGAAAGAUAACCUUCUCAAUAUCAAACACAUUAUGGGUCAAUUCACGGGAGAGGUCAUCGCCAGAACAGCUUUCAGUCUUAAGACAGACUGUCUUGGCAAGACAGAGGAUGACGAGUUCACUAAGUUCACCAAGAAAAUAUUUGUCAUUCCUGGCAGGAUACGAAAUUUUUUGAUGUUGAUCAUUUUACAGUGGAGACUGUUACAUCUGUUUCUUGUUAAGAAAUGUAAAGUGUUUUUCUUUGAUAGCGUCAGUAAAGAAGCAGAUGAGUACUUCCAGGCUAUUCUACAUCGGACUGUAGAAGACAGGAAACAGUUGUCACGUGAUUGGCAGAGACCUUACACUGACCUUUUCCAAAACUUGAUCUCUGCCAAAGACGCUGGAGAUAAAGAGAUGAAAGAGUCUGAUGGUACACCAAACAAUGACUCCUGGGAUACCUUACCCAAGACAAUGUCUGAGGAAGAGUUACUUGGACAGUCUAUGUUCAUCAUUUUUGCUGGUUUCGACACAACAGCCACCACGUUACAGAUGUGUUGUUACAACCUGGCCAGACAUCCGGACAUUGAUGAAAAGGUUUACCAAGAAAUACAGAACAUCGUCAAAUCUGAUCUACCUUCGUAUGAAGAAAUUCAACAAUUAAAGUACAUGGAACAGGUCAUCAACGAAACUCUACGACUGUAUCCUCCCGCACCAAUCAUGACCCGACGUGCAGCCGAGACCAGAAAGUACGGCAACAUCACCAUACCGAAAGGUGCAGGCGUGAUCAUACCCUUAGACAUGGUGAUGAGAGAUCCCAAACACUAUCCCGACCCUGAAAAAUUCGAUCCCGAUAGAUUCACUGAAGAGAAUGUUGCCCAACGUGACCCGAUGACCUUUAUGCCUUUUGGUUAUGGACCUCGCCAGUGUAUAGGAAUGAGAUUAGCUUACAUAGAGUUGAAAUAUUGUUUGGUUCAUGUCUUGAGGAAAGUGAAGUUUGAGCUGAAUGAAAGAACUGAACCCACACCUGACGGAGAGAUUGAGAUACUUUUCAAUGGUUUUAUCUUUACAAAGAAUCCUAUGAGGUUGUCAGUCAAAUCAAGACGUUAAAAAGGCAAGUCAAAUAUUUAUCUAUUAAGCCUUUAUCAUAUAUGUACGAAGAACUUGUAGUUUUUUUUUUAAUAUAAGGCUGUAGGUAAGACGUAAUAUGAUGAAUGUACCAAAGACAUACAUGAUGUUUAUAGCUGCUUGAUGACCAUGGACUGUGUCUAGACGAAAUACUGACCCAUCUCUUCUGAAGCAGCAGCAGCCAACUCUUAGUGCACAUCACUGGACCUUAAAGUCCAUCAUCCUGCUCUCUCUGUCUCUCUCUGUGUCUCCUCUCUCUCUCCUCUCUCUCUCUGUCUCCUCUCUCUCUUUGUCUCCUCUCUCGCUCCUCUCUCUCUGUCUCUCUUGCUCUCUCUGUCUCCUCUCUCUUUCUCUGGUCUAAUGUUUCUGUUUCUACGUGAAGAGAGUAUAUCUACUUUCCUAAUUUCGUGCUCAUAUUUUGCUAAAUCUUAUGGAAUUGCAGGCAUGUAUUGAAACCAGAACGAUUGAGUUCAAAGCAUAGAUUUUUAGUAAUAUUUAAAAUGUGUUUCACAUUUUUUUUAAAAAUCUGUUUUGUUUGUGCACAUCAAGUGAUUGUAUUGAAAUGGAGACCGUGUGGCUUAUCUUUCCAAACUAUAAAUAUAUAAUAAGGUUACAACAGGUCUGGCCUUUGGCAUAGGCACACUAGGCAUCCACCUAUGGCCUCCGAUUGGAGGGGGCCUCGCACAGGACUAAAUAGCGAAAUUUGUCCUCAAUUUGAUUGAGUACAUUCAAGGUUCUUGAUAAAUCGCGAAAUAUGUUUUUCUUCGCUGUAUUUUGUAUUAAGUUAUUUAUUCAUUAAAAGUUUUGCAAAUUUU